GCCCUGCCCCUGUUUACUUGAACGUAGAGGACGGAGGACCACAUAGCUCUGGGGUCCCGAGGGAGCUGCUGCCGUUCGCCGCCCAGCUACUCCUCCGAGCUCCCUUUGGCGGCUCUCUGAGGAAAGUCGGGUGCGGUCCUGUGAGGUCCGGAGCUUCCCACUCUGCAGUGUUGCCGGGACAGGAGGCGCCGGCCCACAAGCCGUCCCCACCCCCUGACCCUCUUGCUCUCUUUUACACGCCAGCAGACCCGGCUUCUGUUAUGGCAGGGGCUUCACGUCGGCGUGUCCCAAACAGUGGCAGCGCGCCACUCUUCCUGACAGCGCCUCCCCGCCUUCUCAGGAGACAGACAGAGGGGCUGCACGGAGCUGAGAGCAGGCUGUAGAGGAGCGUCUGACACACACGCCUUCACACCGCCAGGAGAAAGCUGCGGAGCACAUGUCACAAGGAUCCAACAAGGAAACCUGAAAAUUGUUUGGACAACUGAAGCCAGAAAAAGGGAUGGAAGAACAAAACGGAAAUAUCCGGCCUCCUAAAACAACAGGGAAUGGGAUCAAAGGGAAGCCCCCGUACUCAGUGGAAACACCGUACGGCUUUCAACUCGACCUGGACUUCCUAAAAUACGUAGACGACAUAGAGAAAGGCAACACAAUCAAGAGAGUGCCCAUCAAGCGCCGCAGCAAAUGCCCCAGAGCGAGCACUCUCCCCAGGCAACUCAAUCCUUCCGGGUGCGGCUACCGCCCGAGCCCUUGGGGAUCUACUGGAGCCCUCGGCCCCAGGUCCCGACUGUCGGAUGCCCGUCACCAUGGCUACCCUUCCUGGACAAGCGAUCCCAGGCCGCCGCACUCGCCCACAGCGCUCCACUCCCUGGCAGAGAUGGAGGCCCGAAUGAAGGAGUUUGAUGAGCAACCUCUGGGUGAGCACAUCAGGCCCCAUCUGCUGCGUGCCUCCAGUAUGCCUCUCACGGUUUUGCUGAGACGGGGAUCAGAGUCCACGGGCGACCCCAGCAGCCUCAGGAGUUCGAGGGACACCCUCGGCGAUCGGGACACGUCCUGUGAAGACGUCUUCUGCGACCCGGAGAGCCCUCGCCACCAGGGCUGCUCAGGCCUGUUAAGGCGCCUGGCGGACGCCCUGGAGCGCGUGGGGGAGCUGGAGAUGGAGGUGAGGGUGGUUCCGGAGCUCAGGGCGCAUAUCUGCAUCCUCCAGGAGGAAAGGGAAAGGCUCCGCCGGGGCCUGGAUCCACAUGUACCACCCUCUUCAGUGAAUGGGACCAGGGACCCUCGCGCUUCGUCCCGCUUCGGCAAAGUGGACAACAAAAGGCUUCGUCAUGACAGCGGCACCUUGUAUCCUAGAAAUCACAGCGGUGAUCUGGAGGACUGCAGUCCUGCGCACGAGUGGAGGACGAGCACAGAUCUGGAUGAGCUGCUGACGGUGACGUCCCUGCAGGCUAAAGUAGCUGCACUGGAGCAAAUGCUCAACGAGACCAGCUUGGAGCUGCAGAUGGCUUUGGGGCUGCUCCGGGAUCAACUGGAGGAGAGCAGAAAGAAAGAUGAGAAGAUUGAGCACCUUAUGAGGAAUUCUGCAGAGAGUUCGCCGUUCCACCAGAAUGGAGACGAUUCUAUCGAACCUCAUGAUAAAGUGUCAAGACGUCCAGAUACAAGAAUUGUUGGCACAAAUGGACAAAGAGGCAGAGAACGAGACAAACCAGUGACAAUGAAUCCCCGAGAGGCUUCAGAUGAAACUGCAGUGGUCGCCCACCACAUAAAGGAGGUCAAGAGGCUCUUGUGUCAGCAGUGGGAGUGCUUGUGUGCAGGCCAUGACUCGGGAAAGGGCAAAUCUCUGCAGCACCCUGACCCCAAAGUCAACUCCCUGCAGCAGGAGAUGAUGGGACUCAUCGAGAUCCUUACCUCCUACUACAGCCAACAAGGGGCCAGUGAUGGAGAGAGAAUGCAACACGGAGCCUCUAAGUCCAUCACCAGGACAGACGGAUGCGCCCAGAAGACAAAAACCCCACAAUCUGUUGCCGUGGAUAAAGGACGUGAGAGUGGAGCUGUGUUUGGGCAGGACUUAGCGAAUGAGAGCAGGCAGAAGGAGAGAAGCAUCAACCCCAGGGAGAUGGCUGCUGUCCAGGUGGAUGGAGUCCCAGGGGAGAGGCGGAUGGAGGCAAUGACGCAGACAAACCCAGGCGGAGAGAUGAUAUCGGGUGGAGCAGGAUCAGGGCGGACAGAUGGAGGCGGAGUGUCCCUGGAAGCUGAGAAAACAACCAAGGCCAAACUGCAGCCCCCGGGGGAACAGAUGGAGAGGAGGUCUGGCUCAGAAAUGACCACCGGGGGCCGAGAGACAGUGAAUUUGGAUUUCCUGGCUGCCUGUCAUUUGCUCAAAGAUCACAUGGAUAAAAUGAAUAACCCCAAUAAAGACAUGAGGAAGGCCCUGGUUGUGUUGUUUCAGCACUGGUUCAGCGCGGCGGCCGAGGAGACCUCGGAGGCCGGCCGGGUGGCCGUGUACCUGAGAGACGUGAAGAAGACCACGCCGUCCCUCUUGGCCUUCCUGAUCAACCUGGCUGACGACAACGGCAACACGGCGCUGCAUUACAGCGUGUCCCACUGCAACCACAGCAUCGUCAGUCUGAUACUGGACACAGGCGUGAGUGAUGGGAGCCUUCAGAACAAUGCAGGCUACACAGCGGUGAUGCUGGCCUCGCUGACAGCGCCUGACAGUCCAGGCGGGAUGGAGGUGAUCCGCAAGCUAAUGGAGCAGAGCGACAUUAACAUCCGCUCCAGCCAGACGGGCCAAAGCGCUCUGCACCUGGCGGUGAGACACGGGCGAGUUGUGAUGGUUCGCCUGCUCCUGAGCUUCGGAGCAGACACCAACCUGCAGGACAACCAGGGAACGACGGCCCUGAUGUUCGCUUGUGAGAGGGGACACACACACAUCGCAAGGCUGCUGCUGGAGAGGAGCCUCUGUGACCUCGCCCUGACUGACAAGCGUGGUCAAAGUGCACUCUCCAUCGCCAUGCAAGGCUCCCACACUGAUACCGCCGCCCUCCUGCAGGCCCAUGCUAAAGCUCGAGCUUUGUAAAACUGGAAAACUAUCUGCAAACUUUCCACUUUCCACUUUCUGGAAAGUGCCGAUGCACUUUGAAAACCCAGUUUCUCGCGUUGAACUGCUGCUCGCAUAUUGUUUCUAAAUUCUGACAAUCUGCACAGGCAUUAGGUCGAGCUUUUGGGAUGACAUUGUUUGAUGGGAUGCGGAUGCUCCGUGCAGUAAAUGUUUUCUGUUCUCUGCUGAUAAACACAUCGGUCAUGUCUGAUCAUUGCACAUCCAAGUAGCAGCUUAGCUUUGCAAAAUAUACAGUACAAUACAAAUAUAUUCAUGAUAUGUGCAUUGUAUAGGUAUGUUGCCAAUUAUCAAAAGGUUUGUGUUUAUGUAAGAAAUGUAAUAUAGCUUUUAUCCAUUAUCGCAGCACUCUUAAAAAAUAAAUGGGUGUAUUAAAGGAAAAAUAUCUAUGCUGCUUGUUAAACAGAACGUGCAAAUAAACCAACCUGUUGAUCUUACUCACUAAUAAUUGAUGUGUAAAAUGACUGUUUUAAAUAAAAUGAUCAAAAGGGAUAGCAUGAAGGAUUGAGCUGUUACGCUGAGCAAGGGAAAAACUAAAUUCCUUGUAUGUAUACUUAUACUGUACAUGGCCAAUAAAGCGGAUUGUGAUUGCGCUGCG
Molecule: messenger RNA, 3713 nt
Organism: Pungitius pungitius (ninespine stickleback)
Lineage: Eukaryota; Metazoa; Chordata; Actinopteri; Perciformes; Gasterosteidae
Product: KN motif and ankyrin repeat domain-containing protein 4-like
Exons: 11
Coding region: 500-3076 (858 amino acids)
Biological process (GO): negative regulation of actin filament polymerization
Cellular component (GO): cytoplasm; cytoskeleton
Molecular function (GO): protein binding
Source: RefSeq, a predicted model, not a curated record